This is a messenger RNA of Alternaria atra, 933 nucleotides long. RefSeq lists its product as uncharacterized. The coding region runs from base 1 to 933 and encodes 310 amino acids. NCBI's taxonomy places the organism in Eukaryota, Fungi, Ascomycota, Dothideomycetes, Pleosporales, Pleosporaceae. Gene Ontology annotation, molecular function: oxidoreductase activity, acting on the CH-OH group of donors, NAD or NADP as acceptor. The record is from RefSeq and is a predicted model, not a curated record. The transcript is spliced from 4 exons.
AUGACAGUUGGUGGGGUUGGUCCUUUCCGAGGCAGUUCCGAGCUCCCCAAACAUCGUGCUGCAGGAAAAGCCAUUCUUGAAGGAGUUUACCGAGAUUCUCUGUCGUUUCCAGCCUUCCGAACCACAUCAACCAAGACAGCCAACAUGACAUCCGUACAGCAGCUCUUCUCGCUUGAGGGCCAAACAGCCCUUGUGACUGGUGGCACACGAGGCAUCGGCCAGUCAAUGGCCAUCGCUCUCGCAGAAGCAGGAGCAGACAUCCUCCUCGUCCAACGUGACACCAGCAGCCAAACUACCAAACAAAAGAUCGAAUCCCUCGGCCGCAAAGCCACAAUCUAUACCGCAGACCUCUCCUCUAGAUCCUCCAUCGCCUCCCUCAUCCCCAGCAUCCUGUCCGACGGCCACAGAAUACACAUCCUGCUCAACUGCGGCGGCAUCCAAAAGCGACACCCCGCGCACCAAUUCCCAGACGAAGACUGGGACGCUGUUCUCCAAGUAAACCUAACUUCCGUUUUCCAACUCUGCCGCGACGUAGGCGCACACAUGCUCUCUCAGCCCGCGGACCUCCCCCUAGGUCGCCGUGGAAGCAUCAUAAACGUAGCUUCCUUACUCACAUUCCAGGGCGGGAUUACCGUGCCGGCGUAUGCAGCGAGUAAAGGCGGUGUGGGACAGCUUACCAAGGCGCUAUCGAAUGAGUGGGCAAGUAAGGGGGUUAGUGUGAAUGCGAUUGCGCCAGGGUAUAUUGCUACGGAUAUGAAUGAGGCGUUAAUCAAGGAUGAGAAGAGAGCAGAGAGUAUACUCAGUCGUAUUCCGGCGGGGAGGUGGGGGGCACCGGACGACUUCAAGGGCGCGGUGGUUUUCUUGGGGAGUGCGGCGAGUGCGUAUGUUAGUGGGGAAGUGCUUACUGUUGAUGGAGGUUGGAUGGGUAGGUAG